Lachnellula hyalina is the source of this 2679-nucleotide messenger RNA. Its product is annotated as Ketoreductase. Lineage: Eukaryota; Fungi; Ascomycota; Leotiomycetes; Helotiales; Lachnaceae. The transcript has 3 exons. Gene Ontology annotation, molecular function: protein binding. The record is from RefSeq and is a predicted model, not a curated record. The coding region runs from base 1 to 2679 and encodes 892 amino acids.
AUGGCGAAACGGAAGCGUAAUAACAAUGGCGAGUCUGCUGCUGUCAAUACUGGAACUACAAGCAAGAAAGUCAAGUCAACGGCCCCAAAACCUACGCAAACCUCGACAACCAUCCAGAUAGUUGCGGGGUCUUACGACCGAGUUCUUCAUGGAAUUACAGCUACAAUAUCCCCCAACGACAGGGUAGAUUUCGCAGACACCUUCCUCUUCAAUGCCCACGACUCAGCAAUCCGCUGCCUGGCACUCUCCCCACCGUCCGCACCCGUCCCAAAGCAAACCCAAAAAGUCAUCCUCGCAAGCGGCAGCAGUGACGAACGAAUAAAUCUCUACCACCUCUCCGCACAUACCCCCUCUCAUAUCGCAGCCCCCGCCGUCGGUACCUUGAAAGCCAGUGUUCAGAACUCGCAAAACAAGGUACUGGGUUCCCUGUCACAGCACCGCAGCUCUGUUACAGCGUUGUAUUUUCCAACUAGAAGCAAGCUCAUGAGUUCGGCGGAGGAUAAUACAAUUGCGGUUACAAGAACGAGAGAUUGGAGUCUAUUGAGUGAAAUCAAGGCUCCAGUACCGAAGCCUGUUGGAAGACCGAGCGGAGAUACGGCACCAUUGGGUGGUGCGCCGAGUGGAGUAAAUGAUUUUGCGGUCCAUCCAAGCAUGAAGCUUAUGAUAUCAGUUGGCAAGGGGGAAAAAAGUAUGCGUUUAUGGAAUCUGGUCACUGGAAAGAAGGCAGGAGUCCUGACUUUCGAGAGGGAGAUGUUGGGUCAAGUGGGAGAGGGGAAGUUCAGCAGUGGCGAAGGAAGAAAAGUUGCUUGGGGAGCUACGAAUGCGGGAGAAGAGUUUUGUGUUGGGUUCGACAAGGGAGCCCUGAUAUUUGGCAUGGACUGCAAACCAAAGUGCAAGGUGGUCCCCCAACCCAGGGACAAGAAACACCAGUCGAAGAUACAUCAGUUAUGCUACGUCCAAGUCGACGAAGAGAAAGAAAUUUAUGUUCUAGCUCUUUCUACCGAGGAUGGGAGGAUACUGUUCUACUCUACGCGCCCAGAGGACUUGACAACAGCCCUACCGGCCGAGAAUGGAAGGGAUACACCCCUCCCUUCAGCGAAAUUGAUCGCAGUCGUUGAUUCUAAGGAUGACGACGAAGGCAAGGAUGCCAAAGCGGACGAAAGAGUGCCUCGAAUAAAAGACUUUACGGCCAUGGUUGUUGGUGAGGGAGCAGAAAAGACUAUUUGCAUCAUAGCUGGAAGAAGUGAUGGUGGGGUCAAGGUGUUCAGACUACCUGCAUCAGAUUUGACGAAAAAGAGCGACGAGGUACAGGAAGUUGGUAAACUGCUUGGGACAUAUGAGACGGGCAAUCGCAUAACAUGUAUAGAAUCAUUUGUUAUGCUGCCUCAAUUUGAGGGAGAUGAUGCACUUGAGCUUGAAGACUUUGAAGGCUUUGACGAAGCUGAUGAUGUUGAAGAGAACAAUAGCAGUAGCUCUGAUAGCGAAACUGCGCAGUCGCUGAAGUACGAAAUCGCCAUUAGCGAUCGGCUAAUAAGAAUCGAUUUUAUUCCAUCGAUACCAAAUAUCACCUGUAAACAAACGUUCCUCUCAAGUCUCUUCUACACGCAUAUUCCAAUUUCAAUCAAACCAUUAAUCAAAACAAUGGCACAAAAAGUCCUCCUCACCGGCGCCAAUGGCUUUCUAGGCUCCCACAUCCUCUCAGAGCUCCUGAAGUCCGGUUUUAACGUCCGCAGCGUUGUCCGCUCCCAAGCCAAAGUGUCCCAAAUCCAGCAAGACUUCUCCACAUACACCUCCCAAAUGGAUUUUGCCAUCGUCCCCGACAUGACCGCUCCCAACGCCUUCGACUCAGCAGUCCAAUCCACUCCCCCCCUCACAGCCGUAAUCCACCAGGCCUCCCCCUUCUUCUUCGCCAACAUCACCUCCAACGCCGACUUCCUCGACCCCGCAAUCCAAGGCACAACCGCUUUGCUCCACUCCAUCAAGUCCCACGCCCCCUCGGUAAAACGCGUCAUCUACACCUCCAGCUGCGCAGCAGUCCUCGACUUCGACGCACCCGUUGCGUCUAACCCGGCAAAAAUCUACACAUCAGAAGACUGGAACCCGAUCACGUACCCGCAAGCUCUAAGCGGAACAAAAGCACACGGCUACCGCGCGAGCAAGAAGUUUGCUGAGCUGGCAGCGUGGAACUUCGUCAAGGAAGAAAAGCCGGCUUUUGAUCUCGUUUCGAUUAACCCGCCGAUGAUUUGGGGCCCGGCUGCGCAUACCAUUAAAAGCAUCGCGGAGGUUGGGGAGAGCAAUGCUAGGGUUUAUCAGCAGUUUGUUAACUCUAAGAAAGAUGCGGCGCUGCCGGCGAAUGGAUUGCAUCUUUAUGUUGAUGUGAGGGAUCUUGCGGUUGCGCAUGUGAAGGCUCUGACGGAGCCGAAAGCAGGGGGCGAGAGGAUUAUCGUUUGUGCGAGGGCUAUCAGCAGUCAGGGGAUUUGUGAUGUGUUGAGGAAGAACAUCCCGGAGCUGGAGGAGAGGACGCCCGUUGGGAAGCCUGGGACGAAUUCGUUGCCUGAGGGGGCAUUUGGGGCCUCGAAUGAGAAGGCGAAGAGGAUUUUGGGGUGUGUGUUUAGGAGUGAGGAAGAGACGUUUGUUGAGAUGGGAAAGCAGUUGUUGGAGAUUGAGGCUAGGUCUUGA